Hevea brasiliensis (rubber tree) is the source of this 1531-nucleotide messenger RNA. RefSeq names its product pheophytinase, chloroplastic. Gene Ontology annotation, cellular component: chloroplast. Gene Ontology annotation, biological process: chlorophyll metabolic process. Lineage: Eukaryota; Viridiplantae; Streptophyta; Magnoliopsida; Malpighiales; Euphorbiaceae. Gene Ontology annotation, molecular function: chlorophyllase activity. The transcript is spliced from 6 exons. The record is from RefSeq and is a predicted model, not a curated record. Bases 10 to 1065 code for a protein of 351 amino acids.
UUGCAGAGAAUGGGAGCAUUGGCAACAGCUGCGGAGCUUCACAUUAGCUUGAAUUUACUAUUUCCAGGAAGUGGAAGAACAAAGAAGGGAUCAAGUGUGAUAUGCCAGCAAAGGAAAGCUUCCAUUCCCGAUAUGAAAUCGAAACCCUUGAGGUCAAUCGAGGUGAGAGAGAUUAGAGACAAGUGCAGGAAAUGGGCAUGGAAGGGCCAAUAUUCCAUCAAUUUCUUCGUUUCUGAUUCAGAAUCUCGGCCUCCUCUUCUUCUUGUUCAUGGCUUCGGCGCUUCAAUUCCUCACUGGCGCAGGAAUAUUGCCACAUUGUCACAAAAUUACACUGUUUACGCUAUUGACCUUCUGGGAUUCGGUGCUUCAGACAAGCCAAAGGGUUUUGCAUACACCAUGGAGGCAUGGGCUGAGUUAAUUUUGGAUUUCCUGCAUGAAGUUAUUCAGAAACCAACGGUACUAAUAGGGAACUCCGUUGGAAGUCUUGCUUGUGUCAUUGCAGCUUCAGAAUCUCGUCAAACUUUGGUUCGAGGGCUUGUAUUGUUGAAUUGUGCUGGUGGCAUGAACAAUAAGGCAAUUGUUGAUGAUUGGAGGAUCAAGCUGUUACUACCUUUGCUUUUGCUAAUUGAUUUUUUAUUGAAGCAACGAGUAAUUGCUUCGACGAUCUUUGAACGUGUAAAACAAAGGGAUACAUUGAAGAACAUUUUAUUAUCUGUGUAUGGCGAUAAGGACUCCGUAGAUGAGGAACUGGUAGAGAUCAUUAGAGGACCUGCAAAUGAUGAAGGUGCGCUUGAUGCUUUUGUUUCCAUCGUGACAGGUCCACCAGGACCGAGUCCUGUCAAACUACUGCCAAGAAUUUCCUGUCCUGUUUUAGUUUUAUGGGGUGAUCAAGAUCCCUUCACACCUAUUGACGGGCCAGUUGGUAAAUAUUUCUCUUCCCUGCCUUCUCAAUUGUCAAAUGUUAGGCUUUACAUGUUGGAAGGGGUUGGACAUUGUCCCCAUGAUGACAAACCUGACUUGGUUCAUGGAAAUUUGCUUCCUUGGUUGGCUGAUGUUACGGCUUAAUAAGCAUAAUUGUUGUUGGUUCCAACAAUUAGUGUCACUAAUCGUAGUUAUUGUUGAUGAAUUUAUCAAGUAAUUAACUUGAAGAUUCUUGGAAAGAAAUGGCUCAUAUCUCUUUCGCAAAGAUAACUUGGUUUCAGCAUAGAUAGAGAUGUGAGUAAAACUCAAAUCCGAGAGAAAUAUCGCCCAUGAGUCCCCUUUAUUGAAACUAUGUUUUUAUUUAUUUUUAUUUUUAACUGGCGGGACGCUUUUACCUUAAAAGAUGAUACAGUUACCUCACCAGGAGUUAGCCGCACCUACAAAUGAUAUAAAUACUAUUGUUGCUUUAGCUUUACUUGCGUCAAUAGCCUCCAUGGAACUAGGUGUGAUUUGAGUUGUAAACAAGAAAUCUCUUAUACCAUGAUCUUGGAGAUUCCAAGGUUAAUAUAUAUAUAGUAUUUGAAUCAAAUGAAUGUGAAUUUCAUUGCAA